CGAUGGGGCAACAACAAAGGUAAAAGCACGAUAUGCAAUGGACGUGUGGUGUGUUCUGGAGGCGCGGGGCGAGUUGAGGCUGAAUGAUGUUUUGUACGACAGUUUUGAUUGCGGAAAGGCAUGGGUGAUUGGCGGGAACGACGCAACAGGGAGUACGGCGUGCCACGAGAGCGAUGAAAGGAGGGAUCCUAGGUGGGGCUGGGUGCCAUGUGUGAUCCCGAUUCCAUGUGGUCGUGUGAGGAUGAUGAUGCGUGAUGCCAUGGGAAAUGUCUGGAGCUUGCAUUAUGUGAAUGGCAACUUCUCCUUCAGUCACCUCGACAGGGAGGUUUCAGAAGACGAGAAGAAGGCAAUGACAUGUAAUACCCACACUGUUGGCUGCUUUUUCCCGCCGCUUCGGAACCUUGUGGACUUGGAGGUGGUUGAAGGGAAAGUUUUCACUGGUGAGGAUGGCAGCACAUACACGCAUGCAAGAGGGCAGGAAGCCACGUACGAUGGAGUAUGCUCGCAGAUAUGGGACCAUGUCACAAUGAGGAGUGACGUUCUGUCUGCCAUGGACAUUGGGGCCCGUGUCAUCCCUGAAGGACAGUUGCAGCAGCAUAUGGCCCCUGAAAAGUAUGGUUAUCGUGUCAAUUGGGUCCCAGGAUGCUUGCAUCCUGCAGUGGUUGAUGGCAAGGUGACGAUGGCAGCAAGACUACAACUAGCGCAUUGGUUCCCAUUGGGAUGGAUGCAUGCAGGCAUUGUGGAGCAUUGGCAGUUCCUCGUGGUUCUGACACGUGUCUCAAUUUUCAAUUUGAAUGUAAAGGACCACGUCCUAGUGGUUGAACACUCAAAGCGGUGUUGGGAGAGGAUAAGGGAGGAGGAGCGUCAGAUGGUGUGCACGGGUUAUGACUCCAUGGCUGACCAGGGGAUGUGGUCCAUGAUUGAGGGGAGUUGCACGGCCCAAGAGCACGGUGACGGUGAGAAGAGAUACAUGGCUCGCAUUCGCCGCAGGCACGGUUGCACGACCGUUCUUGGUUGGGUCCUGGUCGUAUGUCCCAUGACAUAUGAGCAUGGUGGAGACGUCACCAUGAGAUUCAGAGACCCGCUUGGUGUGCCUUUCCAUCGGACCUACUCAGAUGGACUCCUGCGAGACAUUCGGUACAUGCCGGAGGAUGGCUUGCUUGGUUCAACGCAGGCAGGCAAGAGGACAAAGAAGCGCUCAGAAAUUUCUCGUUUGUCUGUUGAGGUGGAGGGCCCGUGUGGUCCUGGUCGCGUCGGGGGGUGCUCUGCAGCACAGGGUGACGUGGGCGGGCCGAGCGAUGUCACGAUGUCGCAGAGCCCGGGGAAGAAGAAGAAAUGCACGCCGGGACCUCCACGUGGGCAGAUGCCCGCAGGCAGAAAGAAGGUGAGCCCGAAGGCGGUGCUAGGGACCGAAGACACCACAGGUGUACGAACUCAGAGAGAAGAGGACGAAAGACAAACCGUACGCAUCAUGUCGAUGUCAGUAGCACAAGUGGAGGCUGCUCUUGCAGAGGCAAUGAAGUAUGCAAAGGAGGGCGUCCACUACAACGGUGACAGCGAGUUGUCUUUGCUUCAGGACAGGGUGUCGAGGUACUUCAUAGUCGCUGUGGAUAUGAGAUCCACAAUCAUGGCAAACGGCGAGGGCUGUGUCAAAGCACGAAUACUCUUGCAACGCUUCAGAGAGUCACCACAUGUACAUGUGGACAACGAUGUGGAAGACAGUGCAUACAGUCUAAAAGGAAUGGUCCAGUGGAACUGCAGCGAAGGGAUGUGCGAAGAAGAAGACGUGGAUAUGACAAUGCAGCACACAGGGGGGACAUAUACACCUGCGAACUUGGGCAAGUUGCUGGACACUAUCGCACGGAAUGGGGGAACUUGAAUGCUGGUUGAUGGGUUGAAGGACGAGUUGAAAAGUGGUGAUGCAGAAAUAUUGGUGUUGUUCAGAAUGAAGGACAUUACACAAA
This is a messenger RNA of Chara braunii, 1964 nucleotides long. The record is from the annotation of a GenBank genome assembly. Lineage: Eukaryota; Viridiplantae; Streptophyta; Charophyceae; Charales; Characeae.